GGUCGACGAGGAAGCAGCAGAACAGAAAACUAGAAGAGAAAAGCCUCGCCACUAGCUCCGCCACUGCCAAAAUCUUCAUCCUCCGUCCGUACAGAUCGCAUAUCUCAGAUUCCUUUCUCUCUGCAACCAUCCCUGGCGACGCUCCUCGGUUUCCGGCUUCAUUUUGAGCAAAUGUCAAUGACGGAGCAAAGUGAACAAGCUACCGAUUUCCCGGCGAAAAAAUUGGUGAGGCAGUUGGAUUUUACGGCGACAUGCCGAGCCUCGGCGAAUGUGAAAGUGCCGGAGCACUCGGAAUCGCAGUUGCGGUUGCAGUCAAAGUCGCAGUGUGUGCCAGAGCCACAGCAACAGUCAGAGUCACAGCCACAGGUAGUGCCAGUUAUGGUGCAGAGGAGUCGGCACCCGCUGCUUCCUCGACCAGCAUUGCCGCUGCCGGUGGUCAAGCCAGAAACCCAAAGAGUCCAACCAGGAUGUAAUGCUGAAGAUUGUACUCCGAAGAAACAGAAGCAAUGUAAUUGCAAAAAUUCUAAAUGUUUGAAAUUGUACUGUGAGUGCUUUGCUUCUGGAACUUAUUGUGAUGCUUGCAACUGCAUAAAUUGCCACAAUAAUGUUGAGAAUGAGGCUGCUAGGCAAGAGGCAGUUGGAGCAACUUUAGAGCGUAACCCAAAUGCAUUCAGGCCCAAGAUUGCUAAUAGUCCACAUGGCUCUCAGGAUGGUAAAGAAGAGGCAAGGGAGGUUUCAAUGCUGGGCAGGCACAACAAAGGUUGUAACUGCAAGAAGUCAGGAUGCCUGAAGAAGUAUUGUGAGUGCUUCCAGGGCAACAUUUUGUGCUCUGAAAAUUGUAAAUGCAUGGACUGCAAGAAUUUUGAAGCAAGUGAAGAGAGAAGGGCUCUUUUCUGUGGAGACCAUGGUAAUGCAAUUGCUUGCAUCCAACAGGCAGCCAAUGCAGCCAUUAAUGGGGCCAUUGGGUCGUCUGGCUAUGGCACUCCUCCAUCAUCUAAGAAGAGAAAAGCUCAGGAAGGCUUUGUCAGUACAUCAGCAAAUAAGCAAUCCUCCAUUCACCGGAUUUUUCAAUUUCAGCAGGAAAGCCAUCUGAGAGCUUCUGCUGCCUCUUCUCCAGUUGCUGCCCUUGUUUCUCACACUUCUAGUACAGCAGUAUUGGGAUCUUCAAAACUGGCAUACAGGUCCCCAUUAGCUGGCAUCCUCCAGCCACAAGACAUAAGGGAGCUUUGUUCACUUCUGGUUGUAGGUUCAAAAGAAACCACAAUGGCAUUUAGAGAUAAAAAAAGAACAGGAAAACGAGGAGAGAGGGACGAGGAUAGAAAAUCUAUUGCUUCAUCACCUGAAGAGAGCAAGGAUAUUCAGAAAGAAGAUGAUGUUCGUAAAGCUGUAUGUGAUGACCGUUUGAAUGGGCCUUCAGCUGAUGGAGUUCAAGCUGGUAACUCAGGAUUAGCCAAAAGUGAUGUCCAAUGUGGUAGGCCUUUGUCUCCUGGAACACUUUCCUUAAUGUGUGAUGAACAAGAUACAAUUUUAAUGAUGGCUGCUUCUCCCAAUGGGGUUGUGAGGCGUAGUCAAAACACAACUCUGAAGUCAUCUCCUGGAGAGGGCUUGACAGAUGCUUAUGCAGACCAGGAAAGGCUCGUCUUGACAAGGUUUCGGGAUUUUCUUGACAGGCUUAUCACUUGUGCAUCCAUAAAAGAAGCAAAGUAUGCCAAUCCUGAAAUGGUCGGCCAAAGGGAACACUCAGAGAAUGGCAAUGUGAAAGCAGAAGAUGGAACGAGGGGGAGCUGCAGUGGUGUUGUAAAAUCUCUUGUUCCAGUGUCUGCUGAAAUGUCAAAGGCAAUCCCUGCAGUUUCUUUUCUUUCCAGUGACGGAAAUGGUUGCCCCGCGAAGGUUGGGUCGCCCCGUGAAAAUGGAAAGAUCAAAAUGCCAAUUAAGAAAUAGUUGUAAUAGGGUACAAAUGAGUUUGAAGUAUAUUACUGCAUUUCUGAUGUUCGACCUUGAUUGUUGGCUGCUCUUUGUGCUGUUACAAAUAAUGUCAAGUCUUGGUGAAACUGUGUUCCAGUCCAAGAAUCAGUUAUAGAUGGAUCAUUUUUACUCCUAUAUAUAUAUAUCAAUCGAUUUGAACA
Malania oleifera is the source of this 2126-nucleotide messenger RNA. Its product is annotated as protein tesmin/TSO1-like CXC 5. Gene Ontology annotation, biological process: regulation of DNA-templated transcription. The transcript is spliced from 9 exons. The record is from RefSeq and is a predicted model, not a curated record. The coding region runs from base 172 to 1941 and encodes 589 amino acids. NCBI's taxonomy places the organism in Eukaryota, Viridiplantae, Streptophyta, Magnoliopsida, Santalales, Ximeniaceae. Gene Ontology annotation, cellular component: nucleus.